AUGGACAUCAAGAGAGCUAAUGCUCAUGCUGGGAGGACCAUUGGCUACUGCUUUGUAGGGGCCGUACCUGUCGUUAUAUGUAUAAUUAUCAUCAUUUUGAAGCUGAAAUCCUCUCGAAGAGCUCGGUACCAGUCUUCAGACUCAAGUUCAAAUCUUAGGAGUCCCAGAGCUCCGGCCACCUACGGAAGGAGUCGAAAAAAAACUCUAUCGAGAACAGCUUUGGACGAAAUACCCAUAUACAGGAUUGAGAAAUCCCCCGGCAGUAGAAGACGCAGCAGCAGUCCUGAUAUGGAAAGAGGAAUCUCCUGCCAACGGUCAAACACCAACCGGCCCAGGUGCACAUUUACUUUGGAGCAUCCCGACCAAGACCUUGUACUAAGGGAGCCGAUUAGCUCGGUAGGUGGCUCUACGACAAUCGAUUUGGUUUGUGCUAUCUGCACCGAGAAUUACACAGAAGGCCAGCUCGUACGCAGUCUUGCUUGUCACCAUCGAUACCAUGCGAAAUGUAUAGAUGACUGGUUAGUUAAUGCAGCAGGAUCUUGUCCUCUGUGGUACGUUAGGCGUGCAUGUUUCAGGGCUUCUUCAGAAACUCAUUUGGUUCUAACUUAA
Aspergillus homomorphus CBS 101889 is the source of this 609-nucleotide messenger RNA. RefSeq lists its product as uncharacterized. Lineage: Eukaryota; Fungi; Ascomycota; Eurotiomycetes; Eurotiales; Aspergillaceae. The record is from RefSeq and is a predicted model, not a curated record. Bases 1 to 609 code for a protein of 202 amino acids. The transcript is spliced from 3 exons.